GGGAGAUUCAUCAAGAAAAAAAUUUUGCAUUAAGUGCUUCCAUCCUUUGGAACUAACUCUAUAAUGCCGUGUGCUUGCGUUUUGCUGAAGAAAAUAGCAUUGAAAAAAAUAGAAAAAAAGGGCCGCGAAUAUAAACUAAUGAGAGGAUUUAUAAAUCCCCUCACAUCAAGCACACUUUUCUCUUUAAAUUUUAGCAAAUCAAAUAUCCAAGAAUUAACAACAACAUUUCCACCACCUCCGCAAUUAAUAGAAGAAGAUUCAAUAAUUACUAGACAAACAAAAAAUGAAAAUAAAAAAUUUAAUUAUAAACGAAAUGAAAUAAUAUCAACAGAAGAAGUUACUGGAAAAGCAGAUCCAUUCCAAGAAGAAAAUGAUAUUGUUCAAAAUGAGGGAAAUUUAAUAAAAGAAGAAAUUAAUUUGGACCCAGAAUUACUAACCGGAUUAAAUGAAAACGAAAUUAUUGUAAUUUCACAACAAGUAGAAAUUGGAGAAACUGAAGAACAAGAAGGAGGAACUAAUAAUUCUCAAUGUAGCAGAAAAAAGAGAACAACAACAACAACAAAUAUAUUAAAUGGGGAAGGGAAAUUUUAUUGAAAAAAUAAUUUUCUUUAAAAAAGGGGAAAAUAUUUCUUUUAAACCCAUCAGUAUUGCAUAGAGUUUACAUCCCCACGGGAAAAAAUGAGAUCUGAUUAUCAAUUUUUUAUUAAAAUAGAACAUUUAUUAAAGGGAUUUUUUGAAGAAACUAAAAUAGGGGGGGGGGGCGUCCAAUCUCCAGAAAAAAUUUGGAACAUAGGCAAAAAUUAUAUAUUCUUAUAAAUUAUUUUUUUAAGCUUUUCCUUUAUAAAUUUAUUAUAUCUAUGGUAUUUUGU
Messenger RNA from Meloidogyne enterolobii, 869 nucleotides. Lineage: Eukaryota; Metazoa; Nematoda; Chromadorea; Rhabditida; Meloidogynidae. The record is from the annotation of a GenBank genome assembly.